AGAGUACAGGGCCGGGAUCUCGGCGGCAGCAGCUGGGAGGAUGGGCAGGGAGGGGGUACAGAGGUGCCAGGGGACCGAGGGACAGCGAGACAUCUGGCCUGACCAUGCGGCUUCAAAUUUCCACGGGCUCAAGGUUGUGCAACCUCGAGCCGAGCAAGAGCCGCGGGCGCCUCGGAAAACAAGGCGAGCCCAUAAACAAAGCCACGUGGCCUCGGGGCCCCGGGGGGGCCGGGCUAAGAGCAGGCGGCUCUUCCGGCAACAAAGAGCCGGGGCAGAGGCCCGGGAUAAAUACUGCGCCCCGGCAGUCGCGCAGCAUUCCCGGAGUCCGACGCGAUAGGAGACCCUUCCCAGCGCCUGCGCCCUCCGCGAGUCCAGGGACCCCCGCGCCCACCCCAGACCCGCAGUCCUCCACACCAGUUCCCCACACUUGUCCCAGUCGCCGCCUGAGUUCACCCAGCAUCUUUCCAGCGCAUCCCCGGGGCCAGCCAGGCCGGUCCCCGGCUAUCAAUCCAUCCUGCCCGUCGGUCGCGUCCGCACUCGGUGCCAUGCCGUUCCUUGGGCAGGACUGGCGGUCCCCGGGCCAGAGCUGGGUGAAGACAGCCGACGGCUGGAAGCGCUUCCUCGAUGAGAAAAGCGGCAACUUCGUGAGCGACCUCAGCAGUUACUGCAGCAAGGAUGUGUACAAUAAGGAGAAUCUUUUCAACAGCCUGAACUAUGAUGUUGCAGCCAAGAAGAGAAAGAAGGACAUACUGAACAGCAAAACCAAAACUCAGUAUUUCCAUCAAGAAAAAUGGAUCUAUGUUCACAAAGGAAGUACUAAAGAGCGCCAUGGGUACUGCACUCUGGGGGAGGCUUUCAACAGACUGGACUUCUCGACCGCCAUCCUGGAUUCCAGAAGAUUCAACUAUGUAGUAAGGCUGUUGGAACUGAUAGCGAAGUCACAGCUCACAUCCCUGAGUGGUAUUGCCCAGAAGAACUUCAUGAACAUCUUGGAAAAAGUCGUGCUGAAAGUCCUUGAGGACCAGCAAAACAUAAGACUCAUAAGGGAACUUCUCCAGACCCUCUACACGUCCUUAUGCACACUGGUCCAGAGAGUUGGCAAGUCUGUGCUGGUGGGCAACAUUAACAUGUGGGUGUAUCGGAUGGAGACCAUUCUACACUGGCAGCAGCAGCUGAGCAGCAUCCAGAUCACCAGGCCUGCCUUCAAAGGCCUCACCUUCACGGACCUGCCUGUGUGCUUGCAACUGAACAUUAUGCAGAGGCUGAGUGAUGGGCGGGACCUGGUCAGCCUGGGCCAGGCAGCCCCAGACCUUCUUGUGCUCAGUGAGGACCGGCUGCUGUGGAAGAGACUCUGCCAGUACCACUUCUCAGAACGACAGAUCCGCAAGCGAUUAAUCUUGUCGGACAAAGGACAGCUGGAUUGGAAGAAGAUGUAUUUUAAGCUGAUCCGAUGCUAUCCAAGGAAAGAGCAGUAUGGGGACACCCUGCAGCUUUGCAGACACUGCCACAUCCUCUCCUGGAAGGGCACUGACCACCCGUGCACAGCCAACAACCCAGAGAGCUGCUCGGUCUCACUCUCCCCGCAGGACUUCAUCAACUUGUUCAAGUUCUAAAUCCCACCCCUUGACGGCACUUCACAAGCCCCCCCCCACUCCCCGCUGAUCAGAUGACUGGGAAUUCGGAGACUUCCUUUGUAAAUAGUGUACAUUGUAAGCACUGGCUUGAAACUUGUGAGCGAAGUCACUAAGAAGACGUUGGAGGGAAGGGACGAAGCUGCCGAUGGGAAUUUACAAAUGUGAACUGCACACCAGAACUGGUACAGAAACGCGGAAAUACUGUAAAUAGACUUUUUCUUUUCCCCUAAGAAUUUGCCAGCGAGACUCUAAGGGCGAGAACUCUCUGUCUGCCGUGAAAAAGGAGUCCUCCUGAUAUUCAUGGAAACUUCCUAGUUCCUUAGGAAGGAAAAAAACGCAAAACUCAAAUACCAGACAGAACACUCUGUUUACAAUGUGAUGGUGUUGUUAAGACAAAAUGAGGAAGAAGGAGAAUGAAUGCUAUAACUGAGGAAGCCUUGGGCUUUGGGUUUGGAUUUGGGAUUUGUUGAACAGGCAAAGAAGUCCACCUAUCGGACACCUACGCAGGCAUAAGGCCUUAUCCUACAAAGAUGCCACACAAUGGUCUACCUCUGAAAGCGUAGCGUGCUCUCUGGCAGCGUGCACUAUCUAGCAGGCAAUGUCUGUGUUUCAUGUAAGUUCCUUCAUCUGUAAAGAGAUCUAAGAUGGGAAGGCUAUUAGAAACAACCCUCUUCUUGGUUCUGACUUCCCUUCCCCUCUUCGCUCCCAAUCUACACCUUCUUUCCUUCCGUGUUGUAGCUCAUGUACGGAACCAGAAGGCCAGCCUAAGAACAGCUCCAGCAGAAGUCAUGAAGAACUAGAAUUGGGCACCUGUAGAUGGUGGCUUGGCGCUUCUGAUUUAACUCUACUCUCCUCUAGCUUAACUUCUGGGCUUGUCUGGUCUUCCAUGGGUGUCUUCAUGGAUUAGUGAAUGUCUGGGAACUUAGUGGAGUCUAAGAACUGAGGCUUGAGAGAGACAUUUUUCACACCAGCCAAUUAAGCAUUCUGAUAGCUGCUGCUUCCCCUUGGCGGGGUGUUGAGCUGAGGCUCUUUCUGUUCUUUAGGUUUAGCAUCAAACUUGAGUCAUCCUGAAUGGGGACUUUUCACAUGCGUGAUUUAAAAGGAAGCCUGGAGUUCCAGCUAGAUAGGGAGCUGAGUUCAUCUUAAGCUUGUUCAGGACUGAGUUAAAACAAAGAGAGGCAAAAGACAAAGGAUCCCAGGGGGUCUUGCAAAGCAGAGAUAUGAACACUGUGGAAGAAAGCAAAUCUCAGGACUUCAGGAGUUAAUUCCUGGGGUGGGGGAAAUGUUAUUUUUUACUUUUUAUAGAUUGAUGCUUUUCUACAAUGUACAUAUAUUUGCAGUUGUAUUUGCUUUUUUUUAAAAAAAAAAAUCUCCAAAUAAAACUACCACUAUGCACGUCCUUGGUAAAUAAUCAGAAGUAGGAAUGUGUCCACAUAGAUGUUAAGUGAGGGAUUGUGGAACCUGAAGCAUUGAUGCUUGGGGUGGUCCUUGAAGGAAAGGAAAGGUGACCGAGCAUACAUAGAAACAAGGGACAGUCCACACCUCUGCCUUCAGUAAUAGAGUACGCUCAGGUCAGUGCCGCAUGGGCAGAUGGAGUCUGCAGGGUUCCCUGGUUUGCAGUAUCUGUACGUGCACCAAAAGUUCUCCAUAUUUCCUUCCUCUUUGAGGGGGAAAUUAGGUUGAGUUCAGAGGCCCGUAAUGAGGAAAGGGAACUGUAAAAGAACAAGAUUUGAUGUAUAAAGCUGACCUUUAGAGACUACAAACCUGUAACAGCUAAGGGUUUUUCUAUUUGGUUUUAUGGGGUUUUUAGUUUUUUGCUUUUUUUUAAACUCUUCUCCCCAGAAUUAUUUUUACAUUAAGAUUUACAUUAAGGGCUUAGACUAGGAAAGAAAAGAAAGGAAAGGGAAGGAAGGAAGCAAGAAAGGAAGAAAGACACUUUUUCCAUAGUUGUCAGGCUCUCUACAAUACCUCACCUUCUGUAAGUGAAGGUGGAGCUGGGUCUGCCAUUGCUAUGGAAAGCUCUGGAAACAGUGACUCUAAGUGACACUGUUAGGGUUAGGGGAUCAUGGCCUUUCACAUGUUCUUAUCGGCUUGUUACCACCGCUUUGUCAAGUUAUUUAGAGAUGGAAAGUUGUUGGGACCUUGGGGUUUAUUUACAGCUCCAGCAACUUUGCCUGCUUUGAACUGCCAGCAGAAAACUGGCGAGCCAGUCUCAUGGAGUGCCAACAAUGCACAAGGCAUACAUCCUACAUGCCCCAGGCAACCAUCUGACUGUGUAAAAUGACCCUGACCCCAAGCAGUGAGGGCCCAGCUUUUUGAAAAGUUGGCUAGGUGCCUGCAGAUCCUCCAUGAACCUUGGUGUCAUUGGAUAUGGUAUGCGACACAGCUCAAGAGUUGAUUUAGGAGGAAAAAGGAACAUGUAUGGGUCACUUUCAUUGGUUAGUAGAAAACAGGAAGGAUUGGCAGGUGGAGAGGGAGGGGGAGGAGGAGUAAUGGAACAUCGUUGAUGUCGUGUGGCAGGGAGGAGCAAUAGAGAGAGAAGAGCAGGCGAGAUCUCCAUAUUAGGGCAUGGCCAGAGCCUCACAUACAAAUGACGGGUCUUAAAAAGUUUUGCUCCUAGAACAGGAAUAGGUCUAUAGAAUUCCUCUUGGCAAACCCACCCAGGACUCCCAGACCUAAGACACAAAAACUAAGAAUCCCUGGUCCAAGCUGCUACAAAAGUGAGAGGGGCGUGGAUAUAGAAAUUGCUAGAAGAAUUUUUCCAACACAAAGAAGAAAUCUGUUUUCUCUUUCCUACUGUACCCUCCUGUCCCUUCUUUGCAUGUUGUAAAACAACUUGAGUUAUGCCCACUCUGAGUCGUUCAGGCAGCAAGAGAAGGAAUAGGUUCUGUCCAAGUCAUCUGAGCAAACCCAGGGAGAUGGUGAAUCAAAACUUACUUAAGAACAAUCAGCCGAGAGUCUCUGAAGAGAGAGAACCAUUCCAUAUAGAGUUUAGGACUGCUCCUUUUAAAGCAAGAGCCAGUAAAAAAAAAAAAAAAAAAAAGUCAGCCCAGUGAUACUGCCAACUAGCUCGGGUCAUUACUCAGCGCGGUUGAGUGGACAGGUGUGUCAGUCGAAUGGGGGAGAAGGGGUGGCAGAAAGGAUCUGAAGCCACAAGGUGGGAUCCCGAGCCCAUCAGCUGGGAGAACUUUCUGACUAGUAAUGACCAGUUUCAGGUGGAAGUGGUCUGGACAAGAUACUUGUGCUGCAAAAGCUCUCAGCUGACGAUCCCAUCUCCUUGUGACCGUGAAGCCAGCUGGUGGGUGGCUCAUCCCUGUGGCCUCACAAUGUGAGGAGGCUGCUCUUGACACAGAUGCCUUAUUUUUAUUGUUUACCAUGGAAGAGAAAAGUUUGGGAAUUUAGUUUGUCUAAGCAGUUGGUAUGAUUCACAGAGAGAGAAGUUGCCGCAGGAGACGUUUAACGGUAUAUGGUUCUCGGCGUUAGAAACAAUGUUUAUUAUAAAACACGCACCUGGGUUUAUAUUUUUCUGCCUGGCUGUGGGGCAAUAACAUCUUGCUGUGCAAAUACUCUAAAUUUUAUGUGUGAAUUUUUGACUGUAAUUUUAUGUGUGCAUUUUUUAACUAAACUCUAUCAUUUUCUAUGUUGACAUCUGUUGUUGUUGUUUUUUAAUCUCUUUCCAACUAUCUGAGCCUGUGAACCAUCUCUUCUGACUGGAUGCUGGCUUGAAACCCGUUAGUGCUUAAACAGACUCAGAAACACCCCGAACCUCUGGGCAAACGCAGGGAUGUUACUCUUUGAUGUAUAAUGGGCCAUCUAUGGCUCAACAAACAAGGUAGUAAUUCUUCUAAAGUCUAUGUUUUCUGUCAAUGUUUUCUUCUCUGCUUUGCUGAAACAGAAAACAACAAAACCACCUUUGGUUUUCUAAAUGAAGGAGAUUCCCAUCCCAGACUUUAGACCAAGGAGGGUUGUUAGAGAGGAUGCAGUCUGAUGUUUCUGCCUUUCAAGAUGAGGAAGCCUUUCCAGAACUGGGGCUGGGGGUGGGACGGAGCCUUCCUCUGCACUCCUUGGGAAGUCAACAGAGUUGAACAGAGACCUGGAGCUUCCUGAUGCCAGAGCUGUGAGUCCUAAGCACCUUGUGGGUAUCCAUAGAUUCACGACACUCGGUGUGAUUCUUCCAAAAACCCUCACUGUGGGAGGCUUGGGAGGCCAUCCCACGAUGGGCAUCUGCCACCAAGUCUUCCAAACCUUCUAAGGCUGGUUCUUACCAGAUAAGCUAAGACGUCCCUUUUCAUUUUCACACCCUCUCAUUCUGCUGCUACCACGGCAUUCCACUGAGCACAGCCUGCUUAGUAGGAAACAACUAGCAUGCCAGGUGUGUAGUGCACACCUGUAAUCUGCAGAGGCGGGAGAACUGGACUUCUAGCCUGGGCUACAUAGCAAGGCCUUGUUUCAAAAACAGCCGGAAGCAAAUGGCAUGCUUUGAUAAAUUUGUCCUUUCCCUUGGGUUUUUACAUCACGCCCUUAUAGGAAUAGAUACAGGGUCCUGGGGAGAUGGCUGGUUGAUAAAGUGCCUGCUACGGAAGCAUGGGGACCUGAGUUCCCCAUCAAAUGAAUUCCUUGUCAAAACCAAGCAUGAACUUUAGUGCAUGGGGAGUUGAUGGGCCAGCCAGUUUAAAGAAUCAAGUGAUACCCAGGCUCAGUGAGAGACCCUGCCUCAAAAAGAAAAGUGGACAGAGAUCCAGGAAGAUGCCCAAUAUCUGCCCUGACCUCUAAAUGCAUAUGCAUGUGCACACACAUACAGGCAUACUAGCAUGCAUGCAUGCAUGCAUGUAUACAUGUGCACACGCACACACACGUGCAUGCAUGCAUGUGCAAAUACACACAAAAGAAUAGCUAAGUGUUGACCUUGCUCCUGCUGGUACCCCUGAAAUGGAAAGGUACAUUUAAGCCAUCUGUCCUUCUUCCUGUUCCUCUUACCAGUGAUCCCCACUAUAAGAUCCAGUGAGGUUCUAUCUGGUGGGAGUUCACUCUGUUCAACCUUGUUUGCAUUUAGCAGAAUUUAUCCCAUAAGGCAAGGGAUGGUGAUAGCCAUGAUUUUUGUCUGGUACGUCUUUUUCAAAAUGUCCUUGACUUCAGCAAGCAAAGCUUCUUGAGAAAGCUCUCUAAACUUAGUCCCUCUCUAAUUGGCUGGAAAUGGAUGGUUACAUCCGAACUCCAAAUUUUUGGAUGCUCUGGAUGCUUCAACAUUACUGAAUAUGACUCUGUCUGUGAGUAUAAUAGACAUGUUUGUUAACUGUGCGCAAGGCUGUUUAACAGAUGGCUCCAAUCCCUGCUCCAUAUUUGGGAGCCUUUGGUGUCAUCUUUAUACUACCAAAUGCCAGUCACCCUGGCUAACGAGAGUGUAUAUUAUAGUCCGUGUCUAAGCUUAGAAGCUUUAGGUGUACUUUUUAAAGAAGAAUAUUAGAGUGGGUGGAAUGUUUUAACUAAAUGUAUAAGGUUAGACUGAUUACAUGCAAAACUGAUUGUUUAAUAUUAAAUAAUCUGAGUCCUGUAUAACUUAUUUGCACACCUUUCUUGCAUGAUGAACGGACGUUUUUAUAGUUGUUUGUACCAGACAGUGGCAUAUUUUUGUAAACAUUUUUUGACACUGAAUUGCAAUAAAUGUUUUUCCAACAAUACA
Chionomys nivalis (European snow vole) is the source of this 7314-nucleotide messenger RNA. RefSeq names its product F-box protein 32 (gene Fbxo32). NCBI's taxonomy places the organism in Eukaryota, Metazoa, Chordata, Mammalia, Rodentia, Cricetidae. Bases 105 to 1613 code for a protein of 502 amino acids. Gene Ontology annotation, biological process: protein ubiquitination. The transcript has 9 exons. The record is from RefSeq and is a predicted model, not a curated record. Gene Ontology annotation, cellular component: SCF ubiquitin ligase complex; nucleus; cytoplasm. Gene Ontology annotation, molecular function: protein binding.